UAUGACGUCAUACACAAGCCAGAACUGGCAAAAUAACUCGAAACUGGCACAGUGGUGAUAAACAGAUCGACGUAAAACAUAACAAAAUAAUGAAUAAUUUAUGUUGAAUUCCAAAACUGUGGGAGGCACUACAUACGUUUGAUGUGACUGUAACUGUUCAUCAAGUACUUUGUUGAAUGAACUGGAAUUGGAAAAAGAAGGAACAAAACAGUGGCGAGUUGUUGCGGCCGAAGAAGAGCUCACUGCUCAGCACAGAGAGUCGGAACGGUACGGCGUGUGGCGGUGCGGUGUCUGUCGCGUCGACUGGCUUGGUGGCCUGCAAAAAUGGCUCAGCAGUGAGGGAUAGAAUUACAAAUUAUGACAACCAGAGACCUCAGAAAAUCUCUGAAAGAGGAGAGUGGAGGUGAUGCUCUCCCUCUGCUUGCUCCAUCGUCCGUUGCUGAGGAACGUGCAUUUCAAGAGCUGAGGCGGAAACAGGAGGCUCGCCGCAUCGAGGCAACCCGGACUGAGGGCGAUGUUAUUCUGGCAGAACGAGGCUAUGGGGAUGACGAGGAUGUAGAGAAUCUACUGAGGUUGUCGGCAAAAGAGAAGCGCAAGACAGCGUUGGUGUUCCAUGAUGCGCUCUUCUUGGUUCUGGACUACCUUCAGUUCUAUGCCGUGGUCUUGGCUAUUGCUUUAAGAUGGCCAUGGCCAUAUGCUUGGAUGCAGUACACCAGGUUCAUCCUCUUUGCAAACCUGGACAUCUGGGAAUUCAUAAAGCUGAAUACACCCACCAUCUAUGAAUCCACAGUUAAUCGGUUCAUACCCAGCUCCCUGCUCCCAUUUGACUAUCGCUUCUUGCUACUGGCAUGGGGUGUUUUCAUCUUCCUUUUCAUCUCCAUCUUUAUUGCUAUCUACCUGAGCAUGUACUACCAGAGGAAGUUCAAUCUACUGCUGCAGGUAGCCAGGUUCAAGCGCACCGUCCUCUUCUUAGCUCAAGUUCUCGUGAUGCCAGUUGGAGUUGCCUUGGGAAAGGUGUUCCAUUGCAACGCAGAGAACAAUAUGGAUGUCCACAAUGAAACACCAUGCGGGAGUGGAGAGCACAUUGCAUACAUGGCAGUGUCGUUGGCCAUCUUCUUUGGGCUGUUCAUUUUGCUGCCUGCUUGGAUGAUCGUGAAGGUCAAGUCUCAGAUCUUCAACCUCAAGAAGGAUAGCCACGAGUCCCAUCUGCAGCUCAAGGAAGCAGAGUAUGCACACUCCCUGGACCUCAUCUGGGCUCUGAAACACUACCAUAUGUUUUCAUCCUUCAAACUCUUCUGGACAUACUACUACCCUAUCAUACAUUUUCUCAAGUUCAUCUUCAUCAUCGCAUAUUCUGCUAUGUUGUGGUUACCCAACUGGCAGAUGUUAGUCUUCGUUAUUCCUGUCCUCCUGUUAUUUGCUAUCAUCAUCUUCAAGUGGCCUUUCCGGGUGACCAGCUUCAACUUUCAGCUGGCUAUUAACCUCCUCUGCAUGUUGGUCAUGUCCUUCAUGGGCCUCAUGCAGAAUAUGGACGGAGUCGACUCCGUGUUCUUCACCGUAUCCUAUCUCUAUCUUGAACUCCUCGUCAUCAACGUCUGUUGGCUCGGCAUGACUAUCCUUUGGCUCAUCUACAUCGUUCUCCGCUACUACGGCUGCCUCUGCAGAUCGAAACCCUUCUGGCCGCAGCUCACCAGCAACAGCCUGGACAGCCUGGAGGAGAACACCCAGAAGUACAUGCGAGCCAUCCUGUGUGGACGCAUCGUCCUGGAGCAGGCACUCGCCUGUCCUCCACUCUUCAGUCCCGCCCAUGAGGUAGCCAGACAGAUCCAGAUAAUCAAUGCUUACUGCAGGGAAGCAGAGCUCCUGCAGGAUCCCAUCCAUGACACCCUCUGGGAUCUCCUGGAUGAACUCAUCGAGGCUCACAGUCGCAUCUCCCAGACGUCGCUCUUUGCAGCGUCAGUCAAGGCAUCCAUCAAGGAAACUGCACAGGAGUUCAUGAAGAUCCUACCAGAGUUCAAGAGGAGACUGGCGCAAAGGGAGUACGACUUCUCCCUCAUGACAUCCAAGAAGCGACGCAUGCUGCUCAAAAUGUAUACCAUAGGAGUGUUUGUGAAUGGAAGAGGGUCAAAAUCGAAACCAACUGCUACUAUAGAGGCCAUGGAGAAGCUCUAUAACCCCCAGGUAUCCGUUGUUCUCAAGCACAGAGGGGUGGAAGGUGAUGAUGGGCAUUACACGAACGAGUACGAUGACCACCACUUAUCCUCUGGCCCAGCAGCCUACAGGUUCAAGCAACGGCAGGCUCCGGCCAUCAUUAUGGAGGAGAAGGAGGAUGAUGAGGAAGAAGAUGAAGGAUUGCUACCAAUCUGGCUGAGACCACAAUCCUCUGCAUCGGUUAUAUCUGGUAUAUCAUCAAUGAAUGACCAUGACGAUGAUGACCUGGCAGCAUUAAUGUACGGCAUUCCCAGUCGUAUAGGUACCGCUGCAUCAAUGGCGGCCUACAGAUCACAGAGUUCCGGCUCUGUGCAGGGCAAGCCCUCGAGGGAUGGUUCCUCGGCAUCUCUUUCCCGGCCACGCUCGUCAUCCUCAACCUCUCCUCACUCUUCCCGAGACUCCCUGCUCCCGACCCGCCUUGACACCAACUUCCAAGACAUCCCUGAAGAGCUCUAAAGCAGAGAUGUGUUGAUUGGCAGCAUUGGUGAUAGAGAAUGGAAAGAUGGGGAUAGUUUGAGUAUAUUUACGAGUUCAGGCCUGGGCCCUAUUUCACAAAACUUGUCAUCAGUGACAAUUAAAUGACAGGUUUUGUUAUAAGCUAGUGAAAUCAUUGCUUCUGAUUGGUUAUCAGCAGAGUUGUCACUGAUUUUUGUCAUUUGUCAUUGAAGAAAGGCUUUGUGAAAAGGGUCCCUGUUGUGAUCAGGGUUUUCGCUAGCAUGGGGAAUAUCUUCAGAAUUCAAAUUUCAGAUUUAUUUAAAAAUUCCAUAAAAAAGAUUCAUACAUAGAUGAACUUGUAAAACGUAUAAACACAAGUAGAAAUUUCCAAUAUAUAUGUAAGGUUAACUCUGCAUAAUUUGAAAUCUGUGGAGACUCAAUAAAAUAGUCUGACUCAUUCAGAAUUCAACUUACAAAGUUUAAAUAACACAUGUUUUGCAUAGUUUGGUUAAAAAAAAUUGAUUCAACCAAGGGAUAAUUUGACUUGUGCGACCUCAAGUGAUGCAGAGUUAACUGUAUAUACAAAGGAAUAGGCAUAGAAAUGGAAUUGAGAGCCCUGGUUGAUUGCAAGAGAACCUCUAUGGUUCUGUCAAGGCAACAACCCUUUGGAACAAAAUACCAAAGGCAAAUCCUCCCUGAGAAGGCUACCGACUUCAAAAUUUUUAAUGUAAAUAUCUUGUUCUACUUUCAGCCCAUGUGGCAGAAAGACUGAUUUGCAUGUUUUGAGAAAAACACACCCCCAGAAAUUCAAGUAGAAAAACAUCGGAGAUGAUUUUGAUUCUGUUGUGCUAUUUUCUGAUUUAUUUUGUUGAUCACAAAACAAAAAUGCAUUUGGUUGCACCAUGUGAGAAGUGCAACCGUAAGCCUACUGUAAAUCUACAUCUCCAUGCAAGCCGAUACUUAUAAGCAGCAUCUAAAAAUGCAUUUGAUUUAAAUUAAUUAAUGCCCUUCAUAGUCCUGGCUAAAAACUUAUUACUAGUUUAAAUGUCAAGGUGGCAAUACCAUCACACUUCACGGACAACUCAAUCUCUUUACAUUGGUGUCAGUAUGGUUAAAGACAGAAUUUAACUUUGAUAGAAAUAUGUAGUAUACAUGUAUAAAGCAUAAUUUUUUUUUCUCUAAAUGUAUUAUAUUUAUAAAUGUGUGCUGUGUCUAGUGGCAGAAUUUUUGUUUUUGUUUUUACCAGUAGUUGUGUAUCACUCCAAUCAAACUUAAUAUUUGUACACGUUUGUAAAUCAAUGAAAGAUGUCAUUCUAUUAAUCAAUCUUUCAAAAUUUGAACGAUUUAUAUAUCUGAAAUUUUGCUUUCACAUUUUUUGUUUGCGUAUCAUUUGAACACGUUUGUAAAUUGAAUUUCUUCAACAUUCUAUUCAUCAGUCUUUCAAAAUUUUCAUAAUUUAAUGUAUAUAUCUCAAAUUUUAUUAUCACAUUUUAUAAUGUAGAAUUAUUGAGCUUACAUGUAUAUUUUGAUAUCAGAAUCCGUUGCUUGUCCUUUAUUCUGAAAAAUGAUUGUUUACAAAUUCAUGUCAUUGAGAAUUACGCAUUUUAUAUUUUCACAUUUGUAUCUGUAUCAGGAAACUCAGUAUCCACCUUGAUUGAAAAUGUAAUAUUUCACAUACAUGUACAUAGCGUCUCGUGUGAAGCUGUUCUACAAAAGAAAACUUAAAACCAUUCUUAAAUAUGUAGCAUAAAUCUUGAUUUAGAUCUCCAAAAGGACCUGUUCAUUUAGUCUAGGAAUCAUGGGAUAGUAUUCUGACAAACUUAUUGCUAAUGCACAGAGUUUGGAGGAUGCUCUUUUAGGGCUUGUUGAACUUGGAUUACAAUCAGUGCAAAAUUCAGGUCUUAAUUGCUCUAUUUUUGUUAACGAUCUUGGCACUCCGGCACGAAGGUUGUAAGGUCUGGGCACUGUUUCAUGAAAACUUGUUCUCAAUAUCAAGUGUCAUAACAAAUGUGCUUUCAGACAAUCAAAUGCAAUGAUAUCAGCUAUUGCAACUUGUUACUGAUAACAGUUUGAUAAAACGGGGCCCAGGACUGUCGGGAUGACCUCACUGCCUUUGAAUUACCCCGUUAGCAAAAUACUAUUUUAAAGAUUUACAUGUACCACAAUACAUGAAAUGGUUCUGUGAUCAUACUCCUAAUUGUUAAUGGUACUGCAUACAUCAGAGUCUGAUGCCGUAUGAGAAUACUUACAUAGCAUUUUAUGUAGAUAUGUUUUAUAUAUGUUGGUUGUAACAGAAUGUUUGUGAACUUCUUGUGUGUAUUCAAAUACUAGUAUUCCGUCCUUCUCAUUUGUAAACAAAUCAUGAUCAAUGAUAAUAAACACUAAUUUUUCUAUUUUUCAUCACAAAAAA
Molecule: messenger RNA, 5056 nt
Organism: Strongylocentrotus purpuratus (purple sea urchin)
Lineage: Eukaryota; Metazoa; Echinodermata; Echinoidea; Camarodonta; Strongylocentrotidae
Exons: 7
Coding region: 358-2667 (769 amino acids)
Source: RefSeq, a predicted model, not a curated record